AGCCAUUUCGGCCCGUGGGCGCUCAGCCGCCGCCGGCCGCCUUUGGGCGCGGCUCUGCGUCCUGGCCAGUCGCAUCCACAGAGCGGCGCAGUCUGGCAGCCAUGGAGGAGGCGGACAACUGCGCGAUCUGCCUGGAGAGCCUCGUCGUCAGGGGCACGCAGCGACUCAGCUGUGGCCACUUUCUUCACGAGCUCUGUGUGUUCCGCAUGCGGCGGUACGGGGCCUCCGACCGCUGUCCGCUCUGCUGCUCUGCCUGUUCGGACCUCCUCCCGGCAAGCGACCUGCAGAAUAAGGCCGCUCUUUGCAACGCUCAGGGACAGUUCGCAGAAGAGGCGCGGCUGCUUGAGGAAUUGCUCACCAUCGAGCCUGGCAGUGGUGUUGGGCUGUCUCAGUUGGGGAACUUGUACUUCCUUGGCCGGGGCGUUGAACAGAAUCUCGGGAGGGCCAAGAAUCUCUUUGAGGAGGGGUGGCGCGAAGGGUCGCCACAGUGUGCCCUCAACUUGGGUGACAUGUAUCCAGCUGCCUGCGGCAAGUCUGGCCACCGUGGCAACCCAGCAUUCUGGGUGGCGGCUGCUCGAGAGAGCACGGGAAGCCGUCACGCGUGACAACUCGUGUCUCCAGGGUUAUGGAAGCCGUGGUGGUCUUGUGAUGCUGAUUAUUAUGAUGACGAUGCUGAUGAUGCUGAUGACAAUGGUAGUGGUGGAGUUGACGUGGCAAAGCUGUCCAUGCCAAGGCUACCACGGGCGAACGGUACCAUGAUCCCUGUCGGGGAAGUUCCUGAAGUGCUGUUUCCGUUCUCGUGCAGGUCAAGGUUUUGACAUGUCCACAUCGAGCAGGCACGAUGGCGGAUCUGCUCGGCAUGGGCGUUCCGAAGAGCGUCGAGAAGGCCCGGGAGCUCUUCGAGGAGGCCCACCGCGGUGGAGAGCCAGCGGCCGCCCUGCGGUUGGGGGAGAUGUUCCUGGGCGGCAUGGGCGUGGCGCAGAGCUUCAGGCAGGCCCGGCAGCUCUUCGAGGAGGCCUGCCGCGGUGGAGAGCCAGCGGCCGGCGUGCGGUUGGGGGAGAUGUACCUGGGCGGCAUUGGCGUUCCGAAGAGCGUCGAGAAGGCCCGGGAGCUCUUCGAGGAGGCCUACCGCGGUGGAGUGCCAGCGGCCGCCGUGCGGUGGGGGGAGAUGUACCUGCGCGGCAUGGGCGUUGCGAAGAACGUCGAGACGGCCCGGGAGUUCUUCGAGGAGGCCUACCGCGGUGGAAUGCCAGACGCCGCCCUGCGGUUGGGGGAUAUGUACCUGGGCGGCAUGGGCGUGGCGCAGAGCGUCGAGAAGGCCCGGGAGCUCUUCGAGGAGGCCAACCGCGGUGGAGAGCCAGCGGCCGCCGCGUGGUUGGGGGAGAUGUACCUGGGCGGCAUGGGCGUGGCGAAAAACGUCGAGAAGGCCUGGGAGCUCUUCGAGGAGGCCUACCGCGGUGGAGAGCCAGACGCCGCCCUGCGGUUGGGGGAUAUGUACCUGGACGGCAUGGGCGUGGCGAAAAACGUCGAGAAGGCCUGGGAGCUCUUCGAGGAGGCCUACCGCGGUGGAGUGCCAGCGGCCGCCGUGCGGUUGGGGGAGAUGUACCUGGACGGCAUGGGCGUUGCGAAGAACGUCGAGAAGGCCUUGGAGCUCUUCUUGGAGGCCUCUCGCGGUGGACAGCCAGCGGCCGCCCUGCGGUUGGGGGAGAUGUUCCUGGGCGGCAUGGGCGUGGCGCAGAGCUUCAGGCAGGCCCGGCAGCUCUUCGAGGAGGCCUGCCGCGGUGGAGAGCCAGCGGCCGGCGUGCGGUUGGGGGAGAUGUACCUGGGCGGCAUUGGCGUUCCGAAGAGCGUCGAGAAGGCCCGGGAGCUCUUCGAGGAGGCCUACCGCGGUGGAGUGCCAGCGGCCGCCGUGCGGUUGGGGGAGAUGUACCUGCGCGGCAUGGGCGUUGCGAAGAACGCCGAGAAGGCCCGGGAGCUCUUCGAGGAGACCUACCGCGGUGGACAGCCAGGGGCCGCCCUGGGGUUGGGGGAGAUGUACCUGGACGGCAUGGGCGUGGCGAAGAACGUCGAGAAGGCCCGGGAGCUCUUCGAGGAGGCCUACCGCGGUGGAGAGCCAGCGGCCGCCCUGCGGUUGGGGGAUAUGUACCUGGACGGCAUGGGCGUGCCGCAGAGCGUCGAGAAGGCCCAGGAGCUCUUCGAGGAGGCCUACCGCGGAGGGAAUGCAGAGGUGACCGAGGCCGUGUCCUCCAUUUGGUGUGCGCUGAAGACUUCGCUGGGCGAGGAGUUGUUGCCGUGCGGAGGUGCAGAUGCCAGCGCCCUGCGUCAGGGCGUCGAGUCGAACUUCGAGAAAGCGCAGGCACGUUCUCCGCGGGUGCACCGCAAUGAAAACACAGAGGCCCUCCAGGAGGCAUGCCGCAGUCCUUGCAAGCUGGCGUGCGCCGCCUGUGAAGUCAAGUGCAAAAAAAUGCAGGAGUGCACGGGAUGCCGCCGUGUGUGGUAUUGUUCGGCGCACUGCCAGCGGAGGGACUGGCGCGACCACAAGAAGCACUGCCAGCAGCAUCGAUCUGGUCCGCGUGUAGCAAAUCCGUCACCGCAAUCUGGCGCCCCGUCCGCGUCUGCGUCGGAGGAGCGCUCGUCGCUUGAUCUCCGUUUCGGGACCUCCCCUGCAUGUUUCGACUAUGAGGCUGCAGUGGUGGCGAGUUUGUGCGAGGUGGACGCUCUAGCCGGUCCCGAGAACGAGCAGGUCGCCAAGGCUAUCCUCGCAGACCGUCUUACCGCUAACGCCCCCAAGGGUCUCAUCUUGCUGGAAUUCUCCCGCAACCCGAAGCACUACCAUGAAAGGUUCACGCAGUGCGAGGAGCUCAGGAAGUACCGCGAUGGCCUGACGGAGGCGAAGCCAUUGGACGCCAAGACAUCGGAGCCCAAGUCAUACAGGAGGCCCAAGGCCAAGCACCUGCAGCCCGACCACGGACAUCAGGGUCUUCGUCCGCCCUUCGAACUACGAUGCUGCACUGGAGGCUCUUCGCAUCUUCGGGCUUACGUUGGAAGGCCGCCACGUACUUGCAGAGCCGGAGCUGGAGGAGACGGUGAUCGGUGUAGCCGAGAAGCGAGCCGAAAGGGUAAGGCUCAGUGGCCGUGCAGUUGUCCCUAUGGGCCUCGCGGGAGUAUCUCUACAGGCAGACACUAAGAUCAACGUCACGCGAACGUUCGUCCACUUGGAGAUCCCGAGCUCGCUCUGCUCUGAGUACAGCGGGCCUGUGACAGCAUCGACAACAGAUGCGCACUCCAGGUUUGCGCAGAACGUCAGAAUUCACGAGGCCCGUGAGGUGCGGCCCCCAGUAGGUGUUUGAUCACCCAUGUGGUCAUUUUCAGGCGGUGUGGUGCCCCCAGGUGCAUCCCGAAUCACAUGUGCGAAGCGGGCCUCCGUCGUCAUUUUAUGGGUACGCACGCAGAUGGCAAGAGUGCCUGAUUGCGUGCUUGUGCUCCCACGUACGGAUCCCUACUUUGUUCAGCCCGUGAUGCUUGUACAGGUAAUCGGGUGCUGCCUGCGGGCUUCCGCCGCCGCACCUUCUUGUGAUCUGCCACUCGUGCAGGGUAUCGAGGAGGUUGGGACAACCAUCAGCAGCACGCGCCCUCGCGAGCGCGCUGAUGCGCGUGCGCAUUCCUGCGAGCUCUUGCUCAAAUGUCCCCGUGUCGCCACUGCGUGUAUGCAGCGCCUCGGUGUGUGUCGCCGGCGCCCCGACGGCUCGCGAAGGGCAAGAGUGCCCAGGAUGCCCGUCGGCGCCUCCGCUGCGAGUGGACGCCCCUGGCAGCGCCGCGCAACCGGCAGACCGGGGACUGCUUGCAGGCGGACGUCACCACAGUCUGUGCUCCAUGCACAGAGGACCCCUUUCACAUGCCCUCACCUGCCUUUCCCCCCCCUCCUGCUACUCCUUCCCGCCCUCUCUCCUAUGCCCCCCCACGCAUUUCCUUUUGCCCCUGCCUCCUGCUCCUCGUCUCCGCUCUCACCGCGGUGCGAUGGCCAGUCGGAAGAGACCUGCAUUUUCCCGGCAUGGCGGGGGGAAGAGAGAGGGAG
This is a messenger RNA of Prorocentrum cordatum, 4075 nucleotides long. NCBI's taxonomy places the organism in Eukaryota, Dinophyceae, Prorocentrales, Prorocentraceae. The record is from the annotation of a GenBank genome assembly.